Molecule: messenger RNA, 1557 nt
Organism: Parascedosporium putredinis
Lineage: Eukaryota; Fungi; Ascomycota; Sordariomycetes; Microascales; Microascaceae
Source: the annotation of a GenBank genome assembly
AUGUCUGCGGAGACCGCAGUCCCGGGCACCGUCCACCUCGUGGACUUGGACCAUACCAUGCGCGCACGCCACGCUGGUGGUCAAACGGAUAUUGUCCUGGAUCCAGCCCCUUCCAAUGAUCCCAAUGACCCGCUGAACUGGUCACCGCGUCGCAAGCUUCUCAGCUUGAUCUGCCAGAACUUAUACACUUGGUUCGUCGGCAUUUCCGUCUCCACGGUCUACUCCGUCAUUGUGCCGCUCUCCGAGGCAUCAGGAGUGUCCAUUGCAACGCUCAACGAAGGCACGGGUUUCAUGUUUCUUUUCCUCGGCUGGGGCCUGCUCUUCUGGCAGCCAUUUUCGCUGCGAUAUGGAAAGCGUCUGGCAUACAUCAUUUCCACCGUGGGAGGAAUCGGUGUGAGCGUCUGGAGUGCCUAUGUCAAGAGCAACGGAGAAUGGAUCGCAAAGUGUAUUAUUCAAGGCUUCCUGUUGGCACCCAUUGAAGCCCUUCCGGAAAUCUCCAUUACUGAUAUUCGCGGCACGUACAUGGGCCUCUAUACCUUGUCCCUCCUGGGCAGCAACUACUUUGCGCCCAUCAUCUGCGGCUUCAUCGCCCAAUACCAGGGGUGGCAAUGGGUGUUUUACUGGCCCGCCAUCUUCCUCGGCGCCACCCUGCUCUUCCUCCUCUUCUUCAUGGAGGAGACCAACUACAACAGAAAGGCGCCCGCCAACGUAGGCUCCGACAACGAAACCAACGUGGCUGCCGGUGGGGCUUCUGCUGACGAAAAGGGUGUCAAGUCCGAGCACUCGGACGCCGCCUCGCGCUCCGCCGAGCCCGGCGAAGAGUACCCGCCCCCGCGCAACUUUGUGCAAAAGAUGUCGCUCUGGCAGCCUUCGCCCGGCCAAAACAUCUUCAAGCGGGCCUGGCGCAGCUUGUACUUCCUGAGCUGGCCCGUCAUCUUUUACGCGGGCUUCUCGUACGGCUCCUACAUUAUCUGGUUCAACGUCCUCAACGCCACCGCGUCCAUCGUGCUCUACGUCGCCUGCUGCGUGGGCACCAUUGUCGGCUCCCUCUUCUCUGGCCAGUUCAGCGACUGGCUCACCAUCAAGCUGGCCCGCCGUAAUGGCGGCAUCAUGGAGGCGGAGCACCGCCUGUGGCCCUUUGUCGUCUGCAUCUUCGUCGUGCCCGGUGCCCUCAUCCUCUGGGGUGUUGGCGCGUCUCGGGGCAUCCACUGGUUCGGCCUUACUUUUGCCAUGGGCUGCGUCGCCUUUAGCUUCGCCGUCGGCGUCACGCUGAGCAUCAACUACUUGAUUGACAGCUACCAUGAGAUCCGAGGCGACGCCCUCGUUUCGGUCAUUCUUGUGCGCAACACCAUGUCCUUUGCUAUGGGUUACGGCAUCACCCCGUGGUUGACCAACCUCGGUCUUCAAAACUGCUUCAUUUCCGCCGCCUUCGUGGGCAUGGCUGCUUCGUGCGUCUUUUUCGUCAUGAUCAAGUACGGCAAGGCGCUCCGAAUUCGUAGCGCGGCCAAAUACCACAAGGUGGUGGAGGAGGAUAGGGCCACGUGGGAGAGCACUUAG